This is a messenger RNA of Penicillium longicatenatum, 2118 nucleotides long. Its product is annotated as putative DNA helicase. Gene Ontology annotation, molecular function: ATP hydrolysis activity; 5'-3' DNA helicase activity; RNA binding. The coding region runs from base 1 to 2118 and encodes 705 amino acids. The transcript is spliced from 5 exons. Lineage: Eukaryota; Fungi; Ascomycota; Eurotiomycetes; Eurotiales; Aspergillaceae. The record is from RefSeq and is a predicted model, not a curated record.
AUGGCACCCAUCCCAAUAUCUAUUCCCCUCUUCGCCGAAACCCAACUCCAACUCCUACUCCACGAGCACGAAGCCGAAGUCUCAUCUUCAUCCCUGGCAACAACCGCUGCCUCCGUCUCGCCAGCAACCCGACGAACCCUCCAAGCAACCGGAAAUGCCCUAACGGGCCUUAUAUUAUCACAAUGUCGUACCGGUCUGGGAGGUCGCGUGGUGGGUGAGUUCGCGCCCGACCCUGCCAUUGCAUCUUCCGAAUCUACGGAUGGACAGCCUCGUCUUGGGACUCAUGGGAUACGGGUCGGAGAUGUUGUUCGUGUCAACGAUGUGUCUGCGGGAACAAAGAAGGUCGGCAGGGAUAAGCCGAAAGAUGGGGCUGAAGCGAAGGGUCCGGAGGGUGUUGUCACGCGUGUAAGUGAUAAGGCUAUUUGGAUUGCGUUCGGCCAAAGAGGGGGUGGUGCGCGAUCCAAAGAGGAUGAUGAAGCGAUUGAGGAAUUGUGGAGUAAAAAGUUAUGGGUGAUCAAACUUGCCAACGACGUUACGUAUAGACGAAUGAGACAAACUAUGGAGAAGAUGGUUAAGAUGACCGAGGGAGAUCAUUCACAUUUCAUGCGCGUGGCUUUUGGCCAUACUACCCCGUUACAACCGGAUGAGAUUACCGAGCCCAUUGAGUUCCUUGACCCGACUCUUAAUGACUCGCAAAAAGAUGCUAUUCAAUUUGCACUGGGAUCCAAGGAUAUUGCUCUUAUUCACGGACCACCUGGUACGGGAAAGACACAUACCUUGAUCGAGCUGAUCAUGCAAUUCGUGCAACGCAAUAAACGCAUUCUCGUGUGCGGUCCAUCGAAUGUAUCUGUCGAUAACAUUGUGGAGCGAUUGGCUGUGAAGAAAGUCCCGGUAGUUCGCAUCGGGCACCCUGCACGUCUUCUUCCCUCUGUCCUGGAGCAUUCCCUUGAGGUUUUGACGCAGACAUCCGAUGCGGCUAGUAUUGUAAAGGACGUACGCAAGGAGAUGGACGAGAAACAAGCUAGCAUUCGAAAGACCAAAAGUGGCCGGGAAAGACGGGUGAUCUAUGACGAUCUGAAGCACCUUCGGAAAGAGUUCAGAGAACGCGAAUCCAAGUGUGUAGAUAACCUGGUGCGAGAAAGUAGUGUUAUUUUGGCAACUCUUCAUGGCGCCGGCGGCCACCAGCUCAAGAACCAGAAAUUUGAUGUGGUUAUCAUCGACGAGGCCAGUCAAGCGCUCGAGGCACAAUGUUGGAUCUCACUGAUGUCGGCUGAGAAAGUGGUCCUCGCAGGUGAUCAUUUACAGCUGCCACCUACGGUCAAAUCAACCAAUCAAAAACCCAAGGACGGGCCCCAACAAGACGCGCCAGAUGAUAAGGAGCUAUUGAAGGGGUUUUCGCUGGAGCGCACAUUAUUUGACCGCUUGUUAGCAUUACACGGACCCGGUAUCAAACGCAUGUUAACCACACAAUACCGCAUGCACGAGAAGAUCAUGCGAUUUCCUUCGGACGAGUUGUAUGAAUCCAAGUUGAUGGCAGCCGAUUCGGUGAAAGCCCGUCUGCUGGUGGAUUUACCAUACGAGGUACGCGGCACAGACGAUACGCAGGAGCCCCUUGUCUUCUGGGAUACGCAGGGGGGUGAUUUCCCCGAAAAGACCGAAGACGCUGAGAUCAGCAAAAAAGAAACGCUUCUCGGGGAGAGCAAAAGCAACGAGAUGGAGGCCUUGGUAGUUGCCCGACACGUUGAUAACUUGGUGGAUGCAGGUGUGAGACCUGAGGAUAUUGCUGUGAUCACACCUUACAAUGGCCAGCGGGCCCUCCUGUCUCAGAUGCUGCGUGAGAAAUACCCCGGGCUAGAAUUGGGCAGCGUGGAUGGAUUCCAGGGCCGUGAAAAGGAGGCUGUUGUUGUAAGUCUGGUGCGCAGUAAUGAGGAACAUGAGGUGGGAUUUCUCGGGGAGAAGAGACGUCUCAAUGUCGCUAUGACCCGACCAAAGCGACACCUGUGUAUCUGCGGGGACUCGGACACUAUUACUCGAGGAAGCACCUUUUUGAAACACUGGAUGGAUUACUUGGAGGAGAAUGCUGACCUACGAUACCCCGAUGCCGGGGAUCUACUCUGA